Fopius arisanus is the source of this 972-nucleotide messenger RNA. RefSeq names its product vesicle transport protein SFT2A. Gene Ontology annotation, biological process: vesicle-mediated transport. Bases 332 to 817 code for a protein of 161 amino acids. NCBI's taxonomy places the organism in Eukaryota, Metazoa, Arthropoda, Insecta, Hymenoptera, Braconidae. Gene Ontology annotation, cellular component: membrane. The transcript has 6 exons. The record is from RefSeq and is a predicted model, not a curated record.
CACCCUGAAGAUAAAAAUUGUAUUAACAUUUAUUUUAUUUUUGUGCCCCUUGAGUUACUUCAAUCCAUAACCAACGAAUUGAAGUUCUCCCAGUGAUUUAGUCACUCGUUAGAAUCCACGUUGCGGUUGUCAAUUAAAUAUUUGUAGUCAUCAUCCAGCUGUCGAUGUUUCACGAUUUCUAGUGACGCAUUUGAAUCCGAAUGUUCAGUUGAUCCAAGCAACACUGAGAUUGAUUUUUUAUGAAUUCUCCAUGCAGAUUUUAUCAGAAAAUUGAAGAAACGAUUGAGCAAGUGACAACGGUUGGGGAUUUUGGAGGUUUUCUUUUCUUAAAAUGGAUAAACUCAGGAGAGCCUUGAGUGGUCAGGAGCAGUGUGAUGAGGAGAGUGGAAUCAUGAGUCAGGUGAUGGACGAGACGACUCUCAGCUGGUCAACACGAAUAAAGGGUUUUGCAAUAUGUUUUAUCGUGGGAAUUCUCCUCUCCUUCCUCGGUUCGUUCGCCCUUUUCCUCCACAAAGGACUCAAAGUUUUCGCUGUGUUCUACACCAUAGGGAACAUCGUCUCCCUGGCAAGCACGUGCUUUCUCAUGGGACCAGUCAAUCAACUGAAAAAAAUGUUCGCAGCAACUCGAAUUAUCGCAACAGCUUUAGUCUUCGUGUCCAUUGCAAUGACUUUGUACGCAGCCAUUGGAUUGGAGAGGGCAGGUCUUGCGCUCCUGUUUAUAAUAAUUCAGUCCUUGGCAAUGACUUGGUACUCAUUAUCUUAUAUUCCCUACGCAAGAGAUGCUGUGAAAAAAGCUGUGGAGUCAUGUAUAUCGUAGAAGAAGAACAAUUUUCAUUGGCAUCAAUGAUUUUUUAUAUGAGACAAUAACUAUUACUAAAACUAUUUAACACAUGUUGAUAGCAUUCAUCUGAGCAUUAUCAAUCGUUUAUAACAUUUAUAUUUUUGAUGGAAUUCAUUAUUGUGUCGUCAUAU